Molecule: messenger RNA, 1036 nt
Organism: Chrysochloris asiatica (Cape golden mole)
Lineage: Eukaryota; Metazoa; Chordata; Mammalia; Afrosoricida; Chrysochloridae
Gene: NUDT9
Product: nudix (nucleoside diphosphate linked moiety X)-type motif 9
Exons: 8
Coding region: 44-1036 (330 amino acids)
Cellular component (GO): mitochondrion
Molecular function (GO): ADP-ribose diphosphatase activity
Source: RefSeq, a predicted model, not a curated record
ACUUAGCGCUGCCUAGCCCCGCGAAUCUGUCCGCGGGGUGCUGAUGGCUGGAAGCAUCCUGGGAAAAUCUUUAGCCACCUUGUCUCUCUCUGUGGCCCUGGCCUCUGUGAGUGUCAGGUCCUUGGGCUGCGGCAGCAUCCCAGCAUACAGGAACUCAUUUUUAUCCUGUUGGUUUCAUUUUAAUUCUGUCAUCAUGUCUAAUUCUAAUGAUGCCAAAGAGAAUUCCCACAACAAGGCUCGGACAUCUCCUUACCCAGGUUCAAAAGUUGAACGAAGCCAGGUUCCUAAUGAGAAAGUAGCCUGGCUGGUUGAGUGGCAAGAGUAUAACCCUGUGGAGUAUACCGCAGUCUCCGUCUUGGCUGGACCCAGCUGGGCAGAUCCUCAGAUCAGUGAAAGUAACUUUUCUCCCAAGUUUAAUGAGAAGGAUGGACACGUUGAGAGAAAGAGCAAGAAUGGCUUGUAUGAAAUUAAGAAUGGAAGACCUCGAAAUCCUGCAGGACGGACAGGACUGGUUGGACGGGGGCUUUUGGGGCGAUGGGGCCCAAAUCAUGCUGCAGAUCCCAUCAUAACCAGGUGGAAAAGGGAUAGUAGUGGAAAUAAAAUUACCCACCCUGUUUCUGGAAGAAACAUUUUACAGUUUGUUGCAAUAAAAAGGAAGGACUGUGGAGAGUGGGCAAUCCCUGGGGGCAUGGUGGAUCCAGGAGAGAAGAUUAGUGCUACACUGAAAAGAGAAUUUGGUGAGGAAGCUCUCAACUCUUUACAGAAGUCCAAUGCUGAAAAGAGAGAAAUAGAGAAACAAUUGCACAAACUCUUUAGCCAAGAACAUCUAGUGAAACCACAUAAGUGUUUUAAAAAAUGUGAGGUAAUGGAUAAUCUUACUCUAGAAGCUGGAGAUGAUGCUGGAAAAGUGAAGUGGGUAGACAUCAGUGCUAAACUCAAGCUUUAUGCCAGUCACUCUCAAUUCAUCAAACUUGUAGCAGAGAAACGAGAAGCACACUGGAGUGAAGACUCGGACUCUGGCUGCCCUAGGUUGUAG